This is a messenger RNA of Pseudovirgaria hyperparasitica, 1612 nucleotides long. Its product is annotated as DUF689-domain-containing protein. The record is from RefSeq and is a predicted model, not a curated record. Gene Ontology annotation, molecular function: iron-sulfur cluster binding. Gene Ontology annotation, biological process: iron-sulfur cluster assembly. NCBI's taxonomy places the organism in Eukaryota, Fungi, Ascomycota, Dothideomycetes, Acrospermales, Acrospermaceae. Gene Ontology annotation, cellular component: cytoplasm. Bases 334 to 1350 code for a protein of 338 amino acids. The transcript has 2 exons.
CCAAAUCCGGGGUAGAAGAGGCGCCAACACUGUUUUAGCACAGCGUGAGGUGACCGUCGCCUAAUAAACGUGACUUCUGUGGCUUCUGUGGCGUCGUCUGGCCCGCGAUCCGAGGCCGUCCUCCGGCUUUUCUUCGCUGUCUCUUCCUCUCCGCUGUCCGCUGUCCCCGCCGUUUGUCAGCCAGGCCAAUGCCUCCGCAGUCGCUCUACUAUCAACGGUGCUCCAAGAAUUCACUCUCUACGUCCUCCUUCUAGCCAGUCUCUACGCUGUGUCUACCUUUUUCCUCUAUAUAUUAUUCGCGUACUUCGCGCCAUACAUACACGACUGCCAGCUAUGGCUCCCUUUGUGACCCUGGACAACACUGACGACCUCGACUUGACCCCGCCUCCUUCCUCCAAAACUUCUUCCUCUCAAUCCCGCACACUCCUCCUUGCGCCACCAUCCAUAUCCUCACAUCCAGAAACCCUCAAUCGAAUAUUUGCCGACUACAAUCGCAAUGUCACAGACCUCCAGAUGCUCGAUCGACUGGCCAUGGGCCUUGUCUCGCUCCCCGAUUCUACCUACGACGUCGUGCUACUUCUGACCGACGCCGAUGGUACCCGCGCAGAGAGCCAGAAGCUGUUACAUAGACAUCUAAUGGAGAAGAUUGUUGCUACAAUGAAGCCUGGAGCCUGUCUGAAAAGUCAGGAUGGCAGUUUCGGUGCCAGCAACACCGCCGAGCACACAGAGGCCAUUCUCUCUGGUCUCGUGCGCCAGGACAAUGACGGCAUGGUGAAGCCAGACACAUCUUCAAGCGCGUCGGUACCGCUGCGAUUUGGAAAGAAGAAGACGAAUGGGACACCUGUGACGGCAAUCAGCGAGGCAGUGCCAGUCACAUCUAAUGUGAAGAGAAAGGUCGAUGAGGUUGCAAACCCAAGUGGUGUAGGCUUCGUCGACUUUAGUGAUGACCUGGACCUCAUGAUUGCGGGGGAGGAUGAUGAUGACCUGGUCGAUGAAGACGACCUUCUGACCGAGGCCGACAAGGCACGACCUGUGACACAGCCCCCCGAGUGCAGACCCAAGGCAGGCAAGCGACGCCGUGCAUGUAAAGAUUGCACUUGUGGCAUGAAAGAGAAGCUUGAAGCCGAGGAUGCCGCAAAGCGCCAUGCUGCAGACACAGCUCUCGGCGCCAUGAAACUCGAGGCAGACGACCUCGCAGAGGUUGACUUCACAGUGCAAGGAAAGGUUGGCAGCUGUGGGAACUGCGCACUGGGUGACGCUUUCAGGUGCGAUGGCUGCCCAUAUAUUGGACUACCAGCUUUCAAGCCGGGCGAAGAAGUUCGUCUGCUAAACAACGACAUCCAAUUAUAGAUAGUAUAGGAUGGCGUUGGAAUAUGGUGGCGUAACUUUCGGAUAUCAUUUUUUGGUGUAGCAGACGUUGUGCGGAACAUAUACCGACUUAGCAUUGGCUGCGGAACAGGACUUACUGUAUGAUUGUAACUAUGGGUGUGUAGGGAGACUCUAAAAAAUAUACCUAGAUAAUUAGUCUCCGUUGUAUACAAGCUGCAUACCAAUAGGACUACAAUAAGCAUACACACAUGAUGCUGAAGCCUAGAGCCGCCCAUCAUAACAG